AACAACCGCGCCCCUGCAUCUUCCACUCUUGCGCCUAUUGUACCCAUAGACGACCAAAAGGUAAAAUACCCUCUUUGAAUAGCUGACAUAGACUCUAUAGACCAUUUUACAAAAUACCCCUACAUCUUCUCUUCCGAAAUACAAUCAUAAUCAAUACCAUAUAAACACAAUGGCAUCCAACAACACGAACGCAGAUUCAUCUGUGCAAUUCUGGAAGAAAAGCCUCGCGAGCAUGGAGAUCAGCCGUCUCUCCCACCUCGUUCAUGCGUACGAGGGAGAAGCACAGUGGAGCAGUUGUACGGUGAACGCCGGGAUCAAGCUGCAGACACUGAAUGCGCUCGUUCAUUCGCAGCGCACCUCGCUGCUGGUGAUCCUGCAGACCGCGUGGGCAGCGGUCCUGGGUCGAUUCCUGGGCACAGACACGGUCACGUUCGUGAGCAUUCUGCAAAACGGCGCAUCCGUGAAGAAUGGCAUUUGCGGGGCAAGCUGGACGCGAAGCUCCACCACGGUGCACGAGCUGUUGAAUCAGCUUGGCCGGUGGCAGGAGACGUCUUUGUUGCACCAGGACAUGUCGUUGCAGGAGAUUGAGAGCCUGUCGAAUGUGGUUCCUGACACUGGUGUGAGAGUGAACUAUGUCGGCGGGCGCAGUGAAUCUCUGUCUGUCACGCGUGACAAGCAUGUUAUCGAAGUCGUAGCGCAAGUGAGCUUGGAAUCAAUCGAGGUUGCUCUUGAAUACAAUGCUUCUGCUCUGUCUACGAGCCAAGUCCAAAGCAUUGCAGGAUCACUUGAGAAGGCUCUGCAGGCGGCCACUGAUCAAGGCCCCACCCCCGUCUCUCACCUCGACCUUUGCAGUGAAAAAGACCGAGAGCAAAUUCUCAAGUGGAAUGCGGACAUGCCAGUGACCAUCAACGAAUGUGUCCAUACGUGGAUUGAGCGCAAGGCGCUCGAACAACCCCAUGCGCCGGCGGCUGCCGGCUUCGGCGGGGAUUUGACCUACCAGCAAUUAAACACUCAGGCGGACCAUCUGGCCGCAUACCUCCAGGGAUUGGGAGUUGGCCCCAAUUCCUAUGUAGCCCUCUGCUUUGACAAGUCGACCCUGCCGAUUGUGGCCAUGCUGGCCGUACUCAAAGCCGGCGGCGCCUACGUCGCUCUCGCCCCCCAACACCCUGUCAAUCGCCAAACGGUCAUUCUUAACAGGAUUGACGCUCAAGUAGUGUUGGCAGGACCUGCCUACGUCAGCACUUUCUCUGGCCUUGUGAAGCAUUCCGUCGCUGUCACAACAGAAUUGAUCAGCGAGCUUGCGGCAGAGGGUCGCGCACAAGCCCUGAUUCGUUUUGCUCAGCCCGAAUGCCCGGCUGUUGUAGUUUUUACUUCGGGUAGUACGGGAGAACCCAAGGGUAUUGUGGUGGAGCACCGUGCCCUGAUCUCGAGUAUGAUCCACCAUGCCGUGAUCAUGCGUCUCAGUAGCUCCACCAGGGCUCUCCAGUUCGCGACCUUUACCUUCGAUUUGAGUGUGGGAGAAAUCUUCAACACUCUGGUCCACGGAGGAUGUGUUUGUGUGCCUUCGGAGGAGGAACGAAUGGACGACCUCGAAGGCUUCAUCCGUCGGUUGGAAGUGAAUUGGGCACUUCUGACACCCACCGUUCAGAACAUGCUUACUCCCGCCAACGUCCCCUGCCUGAAGACCAUAUCGACGGCAGGUGAAGCCCAGAAGCAAGAAAUCAUCGAAGCCUGGGCCGAUCAUGUUCAACUCAACAACAUGUACGGGCCGGCGGAAACUACGAUUCUUUGCGCUGGUCGUCCCAGCUUGAAGCCGCACACUCCGGCUCCCAAUAUUGGUCUGGCUCUCGGAGCCCUACAGUGGAUCACGGAUCCCAUGGAUCCCAACGUACUGUGCCCUGUGGGCGCUAUCGGCGAAGUGCUGAUCGAAGGACCAGGUCUGGCUCGGGGCUAUCUCAAAGAUGAGGCGAAGACAAGUGCGGCCUUCAUUGAGAAUCCGAGCUGGGUGCCAGAUACCAACCCUUCUCGCCGCUUCUACCGCUCCGCCGAUCUGGGCUACCUCAGCCAAGACGGAACCUUCAAUAUUGUUGGUCGCAGAGAUACGCAGGUCAAGAUAAACGGUCAACGACUCGAACUCGGCGAGAUCGAAUUCCAUCUCAAGAACCUCUGCUCUGGUUGGCAAGCGGCAGUGGCUGAAGUGAUCAAGCCUAAAGUGCAGAGCGAACAACCAACGCUCGCAGCGUUUAUCCAUUUUGAGGAUGAAGCUCAGACUGAAACCUCACUCCUCGGCCGUAUGUCUGAAGAGCGGCGCAAGCAACUCUGCCAGCUCAAAGAGGACCUCUCUCUUCACCUCCCCUCCUACAUGAUCCCCUCGGUGUUCGUUCCCAUGGCUCAAAUGCCGACCACGAUCAACGGUAAGCUCGAUCGACGAAGCUUGCGAGACCUGGCUGCGGACCUUUCCGCUGAGACGCUUAUCUCAUUUUCUCUUGCAAGUGCAAAUACCGUGAAGCGCGAGCCUACCACAGCAGCCGAGAAGACGAUUGUCAACAUCUGGGUUCAAGUAUUGAAGAUUUCAUAUGAAACCAUCGGUCUUGAUGACAGCUUCUUUCAGCUGGGAGGUGAUUCGAUCGCAGCCAUGAAACUGUCUGCUGUCGCUCGGUCCGCAGGAUUGAGCCUCACCGUGUCAAAAAUCUUCCGUCAUCCUACUUUGGAAGGAAUGUCGAGGGUUGCCGAGGAGCUCCAGGAGAGUGCAAAUGAAGUAAUCAGACCAUUCGCUCUGGUUCAUGUCGCUGAUAUCUCCAUCUUUAUGGAUGAGCUCAGUUCCAAGUGGGGCCUAGAGCGUUCGGACAUUGAGGAUGCAUACCCUGCAACUGCUCUGCAAGAAGGCCUCAUGGCUAUCACCCAAGGAGAGCCGGGAACAUACAUCUAUCAGAACGUAUAUAAGCUGCCAGCUGAGAUCGAUUUGGCAAGAUUCCGUGCCGCCUGGGAAUCUGUCGUCAACACCACAGAGAUUCUUCGAACGACUAUUGUUCCUACGGACAGUGCUGGCACAUACCAGGUUGUCACUAAGUCCUCUAUUGACUGGAAAUACCCGACCAAUGUCGAAAAGUACUUGGCAGCAGAUGCACAGCAAACAAUGCAAUACGGUGAUUCUCUGGCCCGGUACGCUCUGAUCCCUGGCAUUAAAGGCGCGACAUUUGUGUGGACUGCUCACCAUGCACUGUAUGACGGAUGGUCUUUGCCCCUCCUCUGGAAGCGGGUGAAAGAGGCGUACAAGGGCAAUGGUCUGUCGCAACCGCACGUGGCCCCUUUCAACCGCUUCAUUGCCCAUCUCGAGGACAUGAAUGCAGGCGCCACGAAGGAUUUCUGGAAGUCCUAUCUGUCCUCGUCCAAUCCCCCCAAGUUCCCACAGUUGCCUUCUCAGACAUAUCAACCACGAGUUAACAGUAUUCACCACCAUGAGUUCGGACUCAAGGGCAGCAGCGCGUCGGGUGUCACAGCUUCGACGUUGAUCCGAUCCGCCUGGUCCGUCCUCAUGUGUCAAUAUUCGGAUGCUGGUGAUGACGUUAUAGUUGGCGUGACUGUGGCAGGAAGGAACGUCGAUGUUCCUAGCGUCUCAGAGAUGGCUGCGCCGACGAUCACCACUGUCCCUUUUCGGGUUCAGUUUGACCGCGAUGAAACAGUGGCUGAUCUACUCAACAAAGUUCAAAGUCAGACCAUUGAGAUGAUGCCCUACGAGCAUGCUGGCUUGCAGAACAUCGCCACGAUUAACCGCGAAUGCCGCCUUGCAUGCGCCUUCCAGAACCUGCUUGUUGUUCAACCCGAGGAGGACGAGAGCAACAUCAGCUCUCUAGGCAUCCAGAAAAUCCAGUCACCGGACGUGGGAAUCUAUACCUAUGCUUUGGUCGUUCAGUGCCUGCUUCUUGGAGACAAAGUUGGCGUUCAGGUUGACUUCGAUGACCGCGUUCUGUCAUCGUGGCAGGUCGAGCGGAUCUGCUCCCAGCUCGAGCAUAUCGUUGGCGAGCUCCUCUCAAGUCCCACAGUAAAGCUCGGUGAUCUGAGUCUUGUUAGUCAGGACGACUAUACUCAGAUCAUGAGCUGGAACCAUAAACUUCCGGUCAUGGAGGAACGAUGCGUUCAUGAGAUCAUUGCUGGUCAAGUCUUGGCUACCCCCGAUGCUUCUGCCAUCUGCUCCUGGGAUGGAGAUUUCACCUAUGCUGAAGUAGAUCAACUCUCAAAUCGUUUCGCCCGUCACCUUGUGAGCCUUGGUGUUGGGCCUGAGACUUUGGUUCCUCACUGCUUCAGUAAAUCUGCCUGGACAGUCAUUGCCAUGUUAGCCAUCAUCAAGGCCGGAGGUGCUUGCGUCGCCCUGGAUCCUGGACAUCCAGUUGAUCGACUCAAAGGUAUUAUUGCCGAUGCUGGAGCAGACUUAGUUGUGACCACACCGGAGCAUGGUCAUAUGUUCAGUGGUCUUGUCAGUAAGGUCGUGGCGCUGAGUCCGGAAUGGUUCGAGUCAAAUGAUUUGGCUUCCAACAGCUUGGCGCCGCGCGCGGACCGGAAGAACCCAGUUUUCGUGCUGUUUACCUCCGGCAGUACUGGAAAGCCGAAGGGUAUCAUCAUCGAGCACGGCAUGUUUGCCUCCAGCGCGGCCGCUCACAGCAAGGCGUUCGGCAUUAAUGCCGAAUCUCGGGUUUUUCAGUUCGCUGCCCAUACUUUUGAUGUCAGCGUCGGAGAUAUCUUUACCUCACUGAUGAAGGGUGCUUGUAUUUGUAUUCCUUCAGACCUGGAGCGCAUGAACAAUGUCGCCGGGGCGAUCAACCGCAUGAAAGCCAACUAUGCAUUCUUGACCCCAACCGUGGCCAACUUGCUCCGUCCCGAGCAGGUCCCGACCCUUCGAACGCUGACCCUCGGUGGUGAAGCUCCGACAAGAGAGAAUAUCAGGACUUGGGCAGACAAUCUGAACCUGAUUCUCUGCUACGGACCGGCUGAGUGCUCCGUUUACUGCUCGGCUAACCCUCCUGCUACCCAACAAAGCAACCCGGCUAUUCUCGGACACGCCAUUGGUGCUCUUAUCUGGUUGGUUGACCCUGUUAACCAUGAUAAGCUGACGCCCGUCGGCUGUGUUGGUGAACUGGUCGUCCAAGGAGCGACGGUUGCCCGCGGGUACCUGAACGAGGCUGGAAAGACCCAGUCUGCGUUCAUUCAGGACCCAGCAUGGCUGCCUCAGACCUUUCCCAAGGAGUACCGUCGUAUUUACAAGACCGGUGACCUUGCCAGAUUCAACCAGGAUGGGUCCCUGAGCUUCGUUGCACGAAAGGAUACUCAAGCCAAGGUCCGAGGACAGCGCGUGGAAUUGGCAGAGAUUGAAGUCCACCUGUCCGAGAGCCCGGAGAUUCAACACGCGAUGGUUUCCGUUCCAGCGGCUGGCCCCUACAGGAGCCGAUUGGUUUGUAUUCUUUCCUUGCAGGAAAUCGCCCAGCGCAGUGGUGGCUCGCCUAAUAGCGAUAUCACCUUGGUCCAGGGAAGCGACAAGACGAGAGCAGCUGAAAUGACUAACAUCAUUGAGGAUCGACUUGCAGAGAAGCUGCCUCCGUACAUGGUGCCGGCUGUGUGGAUUCCUCUGAAAAAGAUUCCACUCAACCUGUCUGGAAAGAUCGACCGCAAGCUUUUGAAGGGAUGGCUCGAGGAUGUUGAUGAAGCUACCUACCAGUCUAUUGCAGCUAUGGCGACUGCCGAGACAACAGCCCAGCCUACCUCGGAUAUGGAGAGAAAAGUGCAGUCCGCGUUCAGUGCUACGCUCAACAUCCCCUUGGAAUCCGUGGGCCUCAAUACUUCCUUCCUCAGUGUUGGUGGCGAUUCCAUCUCGGCGAUGCAAGUCAUGUCUCGACUGCGAUCUCAAAAUGUUCGAGUCACGGUUCAGGAUGUCCUGAAACUUCGUACAGUUGCUGCCCUUGCUGGGCGUGCACAGUCCAUUGAACAAUCCACCGCAGAUAAUUCGGCUUUGGAGGCUGAAGUUCUUGAUGAAUGGUUUGAGCUCGCUCCCAUUCAACGACUUCUCUUCCAGAUGCAACCUCAAGGACAAAACCACUUCAACCAGAGUUUUGUUCUGAAGCUGGGCCAGGAUAUUUCCCAAGAGGAGCUCCAAAAGGCACUUCAAACCAUUGUGCUACAGCACUCUAUGCUCCGAGCCCGGUUCCAGCAUUUCGAUGGAUUUUGGCAUCAAAAGAUAACCAACGAUGUUUCGGGAUCCUUUGUUUUACUCCCUAGAGAAUCCUGCAAUCGAGAGGAAAUGAUCGCUAAGUUCCGUGAGGCGGAGACUCUCUUCGAUAUUAGCCAAGGGCCUGUCCUGACAGCACAAGUAUGUACGACUCCUGAGGCUAGCUACAUCUUCUUGGCAGCCCAUCACUUGGUUAUCGAUUUAGUCUCUUGGCGAAUCAUCUUCAACGAUCUUGAAGACGUGAUCAAGACUGGCAAAAUCAGCUCGGAGCCUACCACUUCCUUCCAGAGCUGGGUAAAGCUGCAACAUGAAUAUGUUUCCCAGAACUUUUCAGAACGGUCCACUUGGGACUUAAAAGCCCCUGUUGGAGAUUUCGACUACUGGGGAAUGCAAGGAGAAUCAAACAAUUGGGGAGACAUCACUACCGAGUGUUUCACCCUCGAUGCUAAGAGGACGUCGCUGCUUCUUGGAGACUGUAAUUUACCUCUGCGCACCGAGCCAACGGAAGUCAUGGUUGCAGCUUUGCUCCAUUCAUUCCGUCACACGUUUUCCGACCGGAAAGCCCCUGCGGUCUAUUUGGAAGGACAUGGCCGUGAGCCCUGGACGUCGGCUAUUGACCUCUCACGCACCGUGGGCUGGUUCACCACCAUGUACCCCGUCAGCUACGAGGCGUCUCAGGACAAGUGGUUCGAUGCUCUCAAGAGGCUCAAGGACAACCGCCGCCGGGUUGCCGACAAUGGUUGGCGCUACUUCACAGCCCACUCUCUGACCGAUGAGAUGCAGGAUAUGGAGAUUGUCUUCAAUUACCUUGGUCUCUACCAACAACUCCAAAAAGUUGACGCUCUUUUCCAGGAAUCUACCAUCACCGGAACUGAUUGUGUCGAGAUCAGCUCGACGAUGCGGCGCUACUCUCUUUUCGAGAUUUCCGCUGGUGUUUCCAACGGGCAGAUGCAGUUUACCUUUGAGUACAACAAGAAGAUGGGCCAUAGAGCGGGUAUCAGCUCUUGGAUCAAUCACUAUCGUCGGGUGCUCGAAGGCGGCAUUGAUGAACUGAUGGCGCAUCCGGAAAUCCUCACCCUGAGUGACUUCCCCCUUCUGUCUAUGUCAUAUGAGGGCUUGGAGAACCUGGCAGCUUCUAUCCUGCCUGAGGUUGGGGUGAAGACGAUCGACGAGGUCGAGAGCCUCUCUCUUUGCUCACCUAUGCAACUCGGUUUGCUGAUGAGUCAAUUGAAAUCCGCGGGUGACUACGAGUUCUUCACGAUCAAGAAAGCCACUGCCCGCGAGGGAGUUGAUAGUGCCAAAUUGCUUGCUGCUUGGCAACACGUCAUCGACCGCCACCCCAUGCUGAGAACCAUUUUUGUCAAAAGUGCUGCAUCCGACAGGCCUUACGACCAGCUCGUGCUUAAGAGCAUGAAGGCACAAGUGGUGGAGCUUCAUAGCAGCGACCCUGUUCAGGCUUUGCGCGCAUUGAAGCCCGUGGGAAUCGCCGAAGGAAAGGCGCCCCAUCAAGUGGCCAUCUGUCGUUCCGAAGACGGCCAGAUCUUCUUCAAACUUGAGAUCAAUCAUGUGUUGAUUGAUGGUACGUCCAUGGCUAUAAUUGAGCGCGACUUGAGGCGCGCCUACAGCGAGGAGCUAAGCAGCGCCGCUGCCCUGUCCUAUGUCGAAUACGUAACCUUCCUUCAACAGGCUAAGAAGGCAGAUUCGCUUGAGUUUUGGAAUAGUUACCUUCGAGAUGUUCAACCAUGCCAGUUUCCGAUCCUUAAUGACGGAAGGGAACAAGUUCAAGCGCUGGAAUCCAUUGAUGUGGAGUUGCCAGGCUUGACAAAAGAAGCUCUGAGUGCCUUCUCUGAGCGUUAUGGAAUCACCGUUGCCAAUGUGGUUCAGACUGCCUGGGCUCUGGUGCUCCGAACUUUCAUUGGUACAGAAAGCGUCUGUUACGGCUAUCUGACCUCCGGUCGUGAUGCUCCUCUUGAUGGCAUCGAGGAUGCCGUGGGUCCCUUCAUCAACAUGCUUGUCUGUCGCUUGGACUUUGAUCCCAAUGCGUCUGCAUUGCUCGCCCUCCAAAACAUGCAGGAUGGGUUCUUGAACGGAAUGGCCCACCAAUACGUGUCUUUGGCUGAGAUGCAGCAUGCCCUGGGCGUCACCGUGCAAGGAUUAUUCAAUACUGCGAUGUCCUUCCAGAGGUAUUCGCCCGAAGAGUCCAUGGAUUUGAAUCUCCACACUGUCUAUGACUAUGAUCCGACAGAGUUCAAUAUCACCGUCAACGUCGCCACCAGGGAGGAAGGAUUGAGGAUUGAUCUGACGUACUGGACUUCAAAGCUCUCAAGCGGUCAGGCCGUUCACAUUGCCAACACUUAUAGUACGGCCAUUAUGUCGCUUCUCUCCAACCCCGAGACUCUCCUGGCCGACGUGAAUCUGCUUAGCCCCCUGGACAAAUUAUCUUUGAGCGACUGGAACAAGCAGCUCCCCUUUGAGGUCGAUCGCUGCAUGCACGAAGUCAUUCACCAGAAUGCGGUGGAUCGCCCCAAUUCUCAUGCUCUGGAGUCAUGGGAGGCAAACUACACAUAUGAACAACUUGACAAAGCAUCUACGCGUCUUGCACGCCGUCUGAUCGCGAAGGGAGUUUCACCUGAUGAUUGCGUUCCCCUGUGCUUUGAAAAGUCUUUGUAUACGAUUGUUGCUCUCGUUGCAGUUCUCAAGGCUGGUGGGGGAUUUGUCCUCCUUGAUCCAAAACAUCCUGAUGAUCGGCUCAAGGGUCUUCUUGAAGACACCAAAGCUAGGUUUCUGAUUGUUUCUCCCCAGACUCGAGAGCGCUGUGAGAGGCUUAUUGCAGACUUGGUUGUCGUCUCACCGAGGAUGUUGGAUCAGCUUCCCGAGGAAGGCGAUGACAUCCCUGAGACAGCGGUCACCCCGGAGAACAUCAUGUAUGUUCAGUUCACAUCUGGCAGUACAGGAAAGCCUAAGGGUGCUGUCGUCCACCACAAGGCUGCCUGCUCAUCUUUUGAGCACCACGGAAAGGUGAUGAACUACGGACAUGAUUCUCGCAUUUUCCAGUUCUCAUCAUAUACCUUUGAUGCCAUUAUCCUCGAGGCUUUCACAACAUUGUACCAUGGUGGUUGUGUCUGCAUUCCCUCGGAGGAAGACCGCAUGAGUAGUAUGGUACAGUCUAUGAGGGAGAUGGAAGUCAACAAUAUGUUCAUGACUCCAACUUUGGCUCGCCUGUUUGGACCUCAGGACGUUCCCUCCCUAACCACUCUCAUGGUUGGUGGUGAACCAAUUUCCCAGGAUAACAUCAAUACAUGGAAAGAUCAUGUCAACCUCAUUGGAGGAUAUGGUCCCGCCGAAUGCUGCGUCUAUUGUUGCUACAAUCCUCUCAGCGAGACUGGAUUCAAGCCAGAGGUUAUUGGAUACCCGGUUGGUUCGGUACUGUGGAUUGUUGAUGCUGAUAACCACGACAAACUCGUUCCCAUUGGAGCCAUUGGUGAAAUCGUGGUACAUGGUCACAUUGUUGGCCGCGGCUAUUUGAACGACCCAGUCAGGACUGCGGCAAGCUACAUCUCCGGACCCAGCUGGAUGUCCGAGUACCACGCGGGUGAGCAGACGCUGUACAAAACGGGUGACUUGGGUAGAUACAAUUCCGACGGCACUUUGACUAUUGUCGGCCGUAAGGAUACCCAGGUCAAACUCAACGGACAGCGUAUCGAACUGGGAGAGGUAGAACACCAUAUCAAAACCGAGUUCCCGCAGGUUCUUCAAGUGGCAGUCGAUGCGCUCAAGCCUGAACAUGGUAGUGGACGACAGAUCCUCUCAGCCUUCCUGGAGUUCGAGGCCACCGAGGAGGCCCAAGUCGAGGGCUUCCUGCGGCCCAUGACUGACGACCUCCGAGAAACGAUGUUCGAGAUUGAAGCCGUGCUUGUCCGGCUCCUGCCACCUUACAUGGUGCCCCAUCUCUGGUUUCCCUUGGCUACAAUGCCAAAGUCCGCCUCUGGUAAGACUGACCGCAAAGUGCUGAAGCAGCUCUGCAAUGGUUUAUCCAAGACCGAGCUUCAGCCAUAUUCUCUCGCUAGCGGUAGCAAGAAGGCUUUGGAGACACCCAUGGAAAAGAAGAUUGCAGAGCUUUGGAGUGCCCUCUUCAAGGUGUCUGAUUUUGGUGCCAACAGCAACUUCUUCCGUGUCGGUGGUGACUCCAUUGAAGCAAUGAAGCUGGCCACUGCUGCUCGUCGUGAAGGCCUGUCUCUGUCUGUUGCCGAUAUAUUCAACAACCCCAAACUCAGUGACAUGGCACAGACUGCCGUCGCAGCUGAAGGUGCCUCUGCUGUACCGAAGUAUGAGGAACCCUUUAGCCUGGUCGGCGGCGUUGAAAAUGCUCGCUCGAUUGUACAGAAGCAUAUUUCAAGUGAGAAGUUUGACCUGGUCGAGGAUGUCUAUCCUUCCACCUCCCUGCAAGAAGGUCUUCUUGCUUUGACUACCAGCCAAGCCAAUGCAUAUGUCCUCCAGGCUCCAUUCAAGCUACCACCACACAUUGACUUGGACAGUUUCUGCAAAGCCUGGGACCGGGUCGUUGAGUCGAACCCUAUUCUCCGUACUGUCAUCAUCUCCACUGAGACUCACGGCACAUGCCAGGUUGUCCUGAAGCAGGCUAUAAGGUGGGGUCAUGCUUCGACACUAACACAGUAUCUCGCGCAAGACAAGGAGAAGCCUAUGACUUACGGAACACCACUAAGUCGUUAUGGUUUGACAUUGGAUAGAUAUUUCGUCUGGACCGCGCACCACUCUCUCUAUGACGGUUGGAGUUUCGCUCUGAUGCUAGACGAACUGGAGAAGAGAUACAAGGAUCAAUCCGAUUCAAUCUCUCGCCCUCUGUUUGCUGAGUACAUUCAGUUUUUGCAGCAGCAGAGCAGUGUAGACGCCAUCGCAUUCUGGAAAUCUCAACUUCAAGAUGCUUCGCCAACCGUCUUUCCUCAACUUCCCAGCUCCCUUUAUGAGCCAGAUGUGGACCGGGCGUUCACGUACAAUCUUGAGAUCACUGCCCUCAAUAGCCAGUCAAAUGUGACGCCAUCCACACUGCUUUCCGCUGCCUGGGCUCUUACGAUCGCCUUGUUGACCAAUUCUUCCAGUGUUACCUAUGGAUCAACUCGCAGUGGCCGGAAUGUCAAUCUUGCUCAAGUCUCUGAACUUAUGGGGCCUACCAUCGUCACAGUGCCAAUGUCCAUUGCGAUUGAUCCGUCCAUGUCAGUAGGGGAUUUCCUAGCUCGAGUGCAGAAUCAGACAACGGAAGCCAUUCCAUUCGAGCACUUGGGUCUUCAGAAUAUCAGCAAGAUAAACCCCGCCUGCAAGGCCGCUUGUGAAUUCCAAAACCUGUUCGUUGUUCAGCCAGCGAUGGUUGGUGGAACUGCGCUCGGAAUGGAGCGAGUUGAGGUUCCCACCAAGGGAUUGCAUACAUAUGCUCUGAACGUGGAAUGUAUUCUCACCGAGGAUGGCCAUACCACCUUGAAUUUCGAAUAUGACAGCAAGGUUAUCCAGGGCUAUCAGGUGCAACGGCUCGCCAAGCAGUUCCAUCAAGUUGUUGAUCAAAUUUGCAAUAAUGAAGCCGACCUUAAGGUCGGUGACGUCGAGGCGUUCAGCGCAGAGGAUGAGAAACAAGUUCGCCAGUGGAAUGCCACACCUUACCCGGAGGUCACCAAGUGCGCGCAUCAUCUCAUUUAUGAGCGAGCUCAGCUUCACCCCGCGCAGUUGGCCGUUACGCAAUCCGAUGGUGUCAGCUUAACCUUCGGGGAGCUCGACAGCCUAUCUACUUUCUUCGCUCACCAUCUGUCUACUCGUGGCAUUGCCCCUGGUCAGAUUGUACCAAUCUGUUUGGAGAAAUCCGUUUGGGUCGUGGUCGCUAUGCUCGGAGUAAUCAAGACUGGUGCAGCCUUUGUCUGCCUAGAUCCCUCUUCCCCACCCAGCCGAAUGCAAGUUAUUCUGGAAGACGUGGAGUCGGAGUUGAUCGUUGUUGAUGCGGAAACAACCGAGAUCUUUAGUGGUCACUCUAGCCUCUUCGGCGCCCUGAAUGCCGUUGAGAUAGGCUCUGAAGCGCUUCAGGCCAUCGGCCAUCCCGCAGGCGAUUUCGAGGUCAAGGGAAGCCCUCGCGAUCUAAUGUACGUGAUUUUCACGUCCGGAAGUACCGGCAAGCCCAAGGGUGUCAUGAUUGAACAUGCUUCUGCCUGUUCAUCGUUUGUCUAUCAAGGCCAGGUAUUUGGCUACAACGACGAGUCGCGGGUUCUUCAAUUCAGUGCGCUGACUUUUGAUGCUUCGCUCAUGGAAAUCUUUACCACCCUUUGCGUGGGCGGCUGUGUUUGCUUCCCCACUGAGGAAGAAAAGCAAGGAGACAUCGUGCACGCCAUCAAUCACAUGCGAGUCAACUCUGUCAUGCUUACUCCCACAGUGCUGCGAAUGAUUCAGCCUGACGACAUACCCUUGGUCAAGCAUGUCGUGACGGGUGGUGAAGCAGUGGGUAACGAUGUUGUGCAAGUUUGGAGUGACAAGGUCACUCUCAAGGGUGUCUACGGCCCUACAGAGACCUCCAUGAUUUGUGUGACAGUCGAUCUUGUUCCUGGUAGCUCUCCGGCCAAUAUCGGUGUGCCUCUGGGCUGUCAAAGCUGGAUCACUCUCCCGGAUGAUCACAACCGCCUCGCGCCCAUUGGUUCGGUUGGCGAACUUCUCAUUCAAGGCCCCAUCGUGGGACGCGGAUAUUACAAGAACCCCAAGCAGACUGAGGAGGUCUACAUUGAGAAUCCUACUUGGCUCCAACAGCGAUUUGAAGAAACAGGUCGUCUGUACAAGACAGGUGACUUGGUCUACUAUGCCAAAGAUGGGAGCUUGAUGAUCGUGGGAAGAAAGGACGCCCAAGUGAAGCUUCACGGUCAGCGCAUUGAGCUGGGAGAAAUCAAUCACAAGAUGUGGUCGCACCCAGCUGUGAGACAAUCAUCGGUUCUGCUGCCCCAGCAGGGUCUUCUCAAGAAUCGCCUUGUUGCUGUCCUCACUCUUGAGGGCACCGAAGAACAGAUCACCCAACCCGAGCCUCUGCGGCCGUUAUCUGAAGAAUGGAAGCAAUACUCCAAUUUGCAGAUUUCUAGCAUCCGGCAGACUCUCAGAGAGAACCUCCCAUCAUACAUGGUGCCCACUGUCUUUGUGGCAGUAGAGCAGAUGCCGAGACAGACCUCUGGCAAAGCAGAUAUAAAGCAGGUCAAGAAAUGGGUUGAUGAGCUGGAUGGCGAGAUUGUGGAGCAGAUCCUUGAGCUCGAGGCGACAGCUGGAUCCGCGAUUCCUGCCAACGAGACGGAAGGUGCAAUCCAAGCCAUCAUCUCUAAGGUCCUGGAUAUUCCGACAGAAAAGAUUGUUCUCAAUCGCUCGUUCAUCAGCUUCGGUGGUGAUUCUAUCACUGCCAUGAAAGUGAUGAACCGGCUGCGAGACGCAGGAAUGAAGCUCAGCAUCAAGGAGGUUCUCCUGACUGGAUCGAUCUCUGAGCUCGCCGCCAUGGUAGCAGCCAAGCGUGAGCAGGCCUCUGCGCAAGACGAGGUCAAGUCUGCCUCCGAAAUGCUUGUACAAUCUCAGAAGAGAUACCCGUUGCUACGCCUUGAGGACAGCCACAUCGAAACCAUCCUAGAACAGCGCUUGUCUAGUGUGGGUUUCACAGACUUGAAUGCUGUAGAAGAUGUGUACCCAUGCUCUCCUCUCCAGGAGGGUAUUCUACUAGCCCAAACUAAGGGAGUAGGAAGUUAUAACGUGGACAACAUCUAUGAGAUCCGACCAAGGAACCCAUCAGAUCAAGUGAAUCCGCACCUGCUCGCUGACGCCUGGAAAGCAGUCGUUGGUCGCCAUCAAAUCUUGCGCACUAUCUUCAUCGAGGGUCUCGAAGAGAGUAGCGCAUUCGACCAGGUCGUCCUGCGCAAGGCUCACAAUGAACCUAUUGUCAUCGAGGGUGUCAACGGCAGCGCCAAAGACUUCUUGCACGGUCUUGCUGCUCCCAAGUUCAAGUCCCUGGAGCCUUGGCUCAGUCUCACUAUCUGCUCUGAUGCUAGUGGGUCCGUCUGCUGUGCAAUCCGGAUGCACCACACCCUGUUUGAUGCAGCAUCUAUGGACAUCGUUCUCCGUGAGGUCGCUCAAGCCUACCAGACAAGCCUCUCCAGUCCGGCUCCGCUUUACAGUAAUUACAUCUCCUACUUGCAGGAGCAAGAGGAAAACAAUGCGAUUGAGUAUUGGAAGACAUACCUCGACGGGCUGGAGCCAUGCUACUUCCCCAGCAUCAAUCAGGAUGCAAUGGGAUUGAGAAAGCCGCAGUCACUGCAAUUCAAUGUCCCCGGUUUCCGCAGGAUUGCUGCUUUCUCGUCCAGAAAGAGUCUGACCAUUUCCAGCGUUCUGCAGACCGCCUGGGCACUUGUGCUCCGUCAUUAUACAAGCGCGGGAGAUGUUAGCUUCGGAUAUCUUUCCCAUGGUCGUGAUAUCCCGUUGGAUGAUGCUGAAAGCAUUGUCGGCCCCAUGAUCAAUAUGAUGGUUUUACGCGUUGUUUUCUCGGAGGACAAGAAGCUGAUCAAUAUUCUCGAGGGAGCUCGCGACGAUGUCCUGAACAGUUUGACUUACCAGCACUCCUCUCUGGCAGAGAUCCAUCAUGCUCUUGACCUCCAGGGAAGGUCAGCCUUCAACACAACACUCUCAUUUGCUUCUGCUGCUGCAGAUGCUGCGGAGGAUGUAAUCAGUUUUGAGAACCUUGCUGGUGGUGGUUCCACUGAGUAUGAUAUCGCGGUUAACGCUAGCGUCGUGGGCGAAGAGCUACAAAUCAACUUUAGUUAUUGGUUUUCGGCACUUUCGGACCAACAAGCAAAGGCUGUCGCUCAGUCGUUUUCGAACUUCAUUGAUAUCUUGACCCGCUCGCCGGAGGCGUCUUUGCGGGAAGUUGACUUCACCAGUGGUGCAAUGAAGGACCAACUUCUACGGUGGAACUCGACUCCUUACAAGCCUGUUCGCAACACAGUGCAUGAACUAUUCCACCGCGCUGCACUGAAGUACCCUCAGAACGCAGCAAUCUGCUCCACGGAUGGCAACUUUACCUACUCUGAACUGGACGAUUUAACUACGCGAUUCGCAGCCUUCCUGCGCGGUCGUGGGGUGGGACCAGAAGUUCUGGUUCCGGUUUGUUUCAAUAAAUCGUGCUGGACCAUUGUAUCGAUGUUGAGUAUCCUGAAAGCCGGCGGUGCUUGUGUGCCGCUCGAUCCAUCUCACCCGCCGGCUCGACUUCAGGAGGUCAUCUCCCGCUGCGAAGCAAAACUGAUCCUUGCUGCUCCUCAAUUCGUUCAGCGACUCACCGACAUGGCCUCGGAUGUUGUUGCUGUCACUGAUGCAUUGUUACAAAGCCUGCCCGAACAGGUAAACUCAGAGUUUGGCGAAGCUCAGCCUGAAAAUGCCGCCUUUGUGCCCUUCACCUCAGGCAGUACCGGUCUGCCCAAGGGCAUUAUUCUUGACCACAUGGGCCUGUGUACCAUGUUCCUCGCAAAUGCUUCGGUUGUGGGAAUUGGUCCGAACACACGCACCUUUCAAUACGCGGCCUAUACUUUCGACGUCAGUAUCGCAGAGACCUAUAUCACAUUGACACACGGUGGUUGUGUUUGCGUGCCAACCGAUGCCGAGAGAAUGAACGAUAUUUCGGGGGCUAUCACGCGCAUGGAAGCGAACUGGACCUUUUUGACUCCGUCAGUCGCUUCUUUGCUCAAGCCGGGUGACGUCCCCACCUUAAAAACCUUGACUCUAGGAGGAGAGGCAAUUUCUCGGGACCUCCACAACACUUGGGCCGACAAGGUUCGUCUCAUCAACAGUUACGGUCCUGCCGAGUGCUCGAUCUGGACCAGCAACCAACAGCUAUUUCCUGAAAGCUCUUGUGCUGAUAUCGGCGCUGGUAUCACCUGCUACUUGUGGGUCACCGAGCCCGAUAACCAUGACCGUUUGGUUCCUAUCGGGUGCGUCGGAGAGCUGAUUGUGCAGGGACCUAACCUGGCAAGAGGCUAUCUCAAAGACGAAGAGAAGACCGCGGCCGCCUAUAUCGACACUCCAGCAUGGCUGCGCAGCGAUACCCGACCGGCGGCCAAGCGUGUCUACAAGACCGGUGACUUGGUGAGACAUUGCCCUGACGGCCGUCUCGAGUUUGUGGGACGCAAGGAUACUCAGAUUAAGUUCCACGGUCAAAGAAUCGAGAUUGGCGAAGUCGAAUAUCAACUUCGUGCCAGGCUUCCCGAGAAUACCCAGGUUGCUGUGGAGAUGAUCAAGCCUCUCAGCCAGGGCAGCAGACAAAUCUUGGCUGGUUUUAUCGUGGUUGAAGGUACUGCCAAGGACUCCCUCAAAGGCUCUUCGGAUGACCCGGCGUCGUUCCUGAGGGACCCGAGCAGUGAAUUCAAAAACAUGGUGCGCCAUCUCGAGCAGUCGCUCGCGGAAACGCUACCAGCAUACAUGAUCCCAUCUGUCUUUGUUGACAUGAUCAAUAUCCCCCGAAACACGUCCAUGAAGAUUGACAGAAAGGCGCUUCGCAUUCUGGGAGCCAAUCUAUCUCUUGAACAGAUCGCGACAUACUCAUUUGCGCAAGGCGACAAACGGGCCCCGGAAACAGCGAUGGAAAAGCGCCUGCAGGAGCUCUGGGCCUCCGUCCUCAAGAUCAGCCCCGAGUCUGUUGGUGCUGAUGACAGCUUUUUCCGCAUCGGCGGCGAUUCCAUCGGUGCCAUGCAGUUGGUGUCUGCCGCUCGCAAGGCUGGUCUUUCCAUCACCGUUGGAGAUAUCUUCCAGCACCAGAAGCUAUGCGAAAUGGCCACUGUUGUCGCCGCCACUGAUGUCAUUGUCCCUACUCAGGUUGAGCCGUUCUCGCUGCUGCCAACCUUGGAAGAGGACCUCAUCGAUCUCGCAGCUUCAAAGGCGGGCAUCCAACGCAAUCUCCUACAGGAUGUCUAUCCUUGCACUCCGCUGCAGGAAGGCCUCAUGUCUCUCACUGCCAGAGACCACGGGCUGUACACUUUGCAGGCUGUGUACCGUCUGCCCAGCACGAUCAACAUUCAAGACUUCCAACUUGCCUGGAUGGCUGUCGCCGAAGAACUGGAUAUUUUGCGUACCAGACUGGUUGAUCUCGGCCGUCUGGGUUCUUACCAAGUUGUCCUGAGCCCUGCUAUCAGUCAAAUCCGGUGGACCUACGGCGACAACUUGACUGCCUACCUCCGCCAAGACCGAGAGAUUCCUGUCAGUUACGGUACCGCUCUCGCUAGGUAUGCCAUUAUCCGAGAAGAAGAACAGACCUAUUUCGUGUGGACUGCCCACCAUGCGAUCUACGAUGGCUGGUCCCUCGGCCUGAUGAUGGAUCUGGUUGAACAGAGGUAUCUGAAGAAGUCGACAACUCCCAGCCCACCCUUCAACAGAUUCAUCCACUGGCUCACCAACCUCGACAAGUCUGCCACUCGGCAGUACUGGAAGUCGACCUUCGACGCUUGCUCCGCACCGCAGUUUCCUUCGGUCCCCAAGAAUUACCGAACCAGGGCCAAGAGCGUCAUGACACACUCCAUCAGUUUGCCGCAGAUGGCGGACUCCGAUAUCACAGUGCCUACAGUUCUUCGCACCGCGUGGGCUCUCAACAUCUCUCAGUACACUCGCUCCGACGAUGUGGUUUUCGGUAUCACCCAGACUGGCCGCAACGCUCCUAUCGCCGGAACCACGGAGAUUGUCGCCCCCCUUAUCACCACCUUGCCAGUACGCGUUGUGUUUGACCAAUCGCAAACGGUCAAGAACCUUCUGCAGGACUUACAGAAGCAAAUGGUUGCGAUGAUCCCACAUGAGCAUGUUGGUCUCCAAAACAUCGCCAAGUUCAGCCCCGAGUGCCAGGCCGCAUGCAAAUUUGAGAACCUUAUCCUCAUCCAGACUCAGCAAGAUCAGAUGAUCUCUCCCAUUGGUUUGGAGCGGAUUCCUGUCACGGACCUUGACAUUCCCGCUUUUGGCAUCGUGGCUGAAUGCGAGGUUGCAGACGGGCAAGUCCUGGUCUCAGUUGGAUAUGACAGCAAUGUGGUAUCUGAAAAGCAAAUGUCGAACAUCCUGCACCAAUUCGACUUCCUUGUGAACCAAAUUGGUGGCGGAGACGCGAGCACCAAGCCAUUGAAGGAGGUGCAGCUUCUGGGUGAUAAUGACAUCCAGAUGCUCGAGGAGCUGAACCAAUCGCCUGAUGAUCGUGUUUACCGAUUGGCUCAUGAGCUGAUCCACGAGCGCGCUCGGCUGCAGCUGGAGGCAAUCGCAAUUGAUUCCCAGGAGGCCCAGAUCAGCUAUGGCGAGCUUGACGAUCUUUCCACCCGUCUGGCUUACUUCUUGACUGGGCUUGGCGCUGGGCCUGACAAAAUCAUUCCCUUGUUCUUCCAGCGAUCCCCUUGGGCGAUGGUGGCCAUGCUUGCUGUGAUGAAGAGUGGCAGUGCGUUUGUUUUCCUCGACCCAGGCCACCCGGUAGACCGUCUCGAGUUCAUUCUCCAGCAGAUUGAUGCCAAGUUGGUCCUCACCUCCCCUGACUUGGAACCAACCUGGAGAGGCAAGCUUGCAGUCUUCUGCAUCACCCCCGCCUCGCUUGAUACGCUUCCUUCUCAUGGCGAACCCCCCGUGACUGCAGUGACACCAGACAAUAUCAUCUACUGCAUUUUCACAUCUGGUAGUACCGGACGACCUAAGGGAUGUGUGAUCGAACACUCGAACUUCCUCAGUGGUGCCGUCCACCACGCGCGCCGGUCCCGCAUCUCGCAGUCUACACGGAUCAUGCAAAUUGCUCCAUACACCUUCGACGUUAGCAUUCUGGAAAUGCUGACUGGGCUAAUUGGUGGCGGCUGCAUCUGCCUUCCUCGAGAUGUUCAUCAUGGUUCUAAGGUCUCUGACAUCAUUAACGAUCUCAACAUCAACUGGACCUUUAUGACACCCUCUGUCGCCCGCACCAUCGCCCCCUCAGAUGUGCCGAGCCUGCGGACCCUAAUUCUCGGUGGUGAAGCAUUGGCUAAGGUUGACAUCCAGACCUGGGCCGGCAAGCUGCAUCUGAUCAAUGGAUAUGGGCCCAGUGAAUGCUCCGUCGCGGUGGCUGCCAAUGAAGUCAGCGAUCCCACAGUUGAGCCUGCCAACAUCGGUUGCAAGAUGGGUUGCAAUAUCUGGGUCGUGGAUCGCGAAGACCAUGACAUUCUCCUGCCCAUGGGCGCCGUGGGCGAGCUGCUGGUUGAAGGUGCCAUCGUCGGACGGGGCUACCUCCACGAACCCGAAAAGACCGCCGCGGCUUUCAUUGAAAAUCCCCGUUGGGUGCAGCUCUUGCCCAGCACAAAGUCAUCGGCAGCUCCUCGCCGGUUCUACAAGACGGGAGAUCUCGUCCGACUUAACGAGGACGGCACGAUCCACUUCAUCGGCCGCAAGGACACUCAAUUCAAGCUCCGUGGUCUGCGUAUAGAGAUGGGCGAUAUUGAGCACCAUGCUGGUACAUUCCCCAGCAUCAAGCAUGGCGUCGUGGCGGUGCCACGUGCCGGACGCAUGAAGGAGAGUAUUGUCGUGGUAUACACGCUUAACGGUCACGACGACUCUCAAGAGGUUUCAGAUUUGCGCCCCUUGUCUCUUGCUGAUCUAGAGCUCAGCCUGAUGUCUCCUGGUCAGCUGAAGCAUCACCUGGCCACUCAUCUUCCGCCCUACAUGGUCCCCAAGACCUUCAUCGGCGUGGGCACUCUACCUCUCCUCGCCUCCGGCAAGAUCGACCGCCCCAAGCUUCAGAAGUGGCUUGAGAACAUGGACGACUCCACCAAUGAACUAAUCGCCGCUCAGAGCGGUAUAACAGCGAGUCAUGAAGCGGCGCCCAUUGAUCCGGCUGACACCCUCGCUCUGACCCUCAGUGAGUCCAUCAGUGAGCUGUUGGCUGGCGAUGACGAGGCCUACCUCGAAUCGCUUCAAGGUCGCAACAUCAUUCUGUCGCAGAGCGGAUUGAACUCCAUCACCGUGGUCUCGCUGCGUGCGAUGAUCCGUGACAGAUUCGACGUGAAUCUGUCCCUUGAUCGUCUCAUGGACAGCACCGUCAGUAUUCAGGAUGUGGCACGCAUGAUCGAGCAAGGCGACGACGCUACCGACGAGCAAGGAAUCGAUCUUCUCGCAGAGGCCGAUGUCAUGAUGGAAACCCUGAUUGCCGAAGCGUCGGACGUGGAAACCCUACCUCUGGCCACCGACCGAGCUGAGCGGGUUCUUCUCACAGGCGCCACGGGCUUCCUUGGCAGUGAGAUUCUCCGGCAGCUUUUGGUCAACUCCGACAGUCGCACGGUGGUGGCCAUCGUUCGUGCACGAGACGAGCAGCAUGCUAUGGAAAAGAUUGUUGCGUCGGCCACUGCAGCGCAAUGGUGGCAAGAGGAGUACCGCUCGCGGGUGAGCGUCUGGGUUGGCGAUCUCGCCGCGCCGCUUCUCGGUCUGAGCGCCGCACAAUGGGCGGCCAUCAAGGGCCGCAGCACCGAUGCCAAGUCGCACAUUGAUGCCAUCAUCCACAACGGUGCCAUGGUUCACUGGGGUGCAGACUAUCACCGCCUACGCGCAGUCAAUGUUUUCAGCGUGGUCUCCCUAUUGGCUGCCUUGACGCACUCGCCUGCCCCUCCUAGUUUCACUUUUGUGUCCGGCGGCCACGUCCCCCUGGACGAGAACAUUACCGACGAGAUGUUGGCCGCCGAGCUGGCCCACGCGACUGGAUACGGCCAGUCUAAGUUCGUGGCCGACCUCGUGGUGAAGCGCUUUGCCCAACGGUACGCGACGACGGCGGUGUCAAUCGUGAAGCCAGGUCUCAUCGUGGGCACUGCCCAGUCCGGCGUGUCCAACACGGACGACUUCCUCUGGCGUGUCGUGGCAACUGCCGUGGAAACCGGUGGCUUCAACGCAGAAGAGCCGGAGAAUGUUAUCCUCCUAGCAGGUGCCCAGCAAGUUGCCUCCAUCGUGAUUAGCAACCAACUCUCCAGCAAAGAACCGCGUGGCAUCGAAAACAGGGUCCGCCUCGCGGUGACGACGCAGGAGCUCUGGCGUAUGCUCGUCGACGACUUCGGCUACGCUCUACAACCGAUGGGCCCAGCCGAGUGGCUCGAGUCCAUGAAGGCAGCGGUGCAUGCCCAGGGCGAAUCUCAUCGCCUGUGGCCCGUCCUGCACUUCCUCGAGGCCGGCGGUGGCUACAUGGGCCAGCCCGUCGCGGCUGGUCAGCCACAUGGCGCCGAGCCAGGGCCCCAGAAGAAUGAACUGCUGGCGUCGUUGCGCAAGAGUAUCACCUACAUGCGCCAGAUUGGCUAUUUCCCUGGUGCUGAGGCCACUGUUUCACAGAAGGUGGUGUUUGGCCGCACAAAGGCGUGA
This is a messenger RNA of Aspergillus uvarum CBS 121591, 21598 nucleotides long. RefSeq names its product nonribosomal peptide synthase. Gene Ontology annotation, molecular function: phosphopantetheine binding; catalytic activity. Bases 170 to 21598 code for a protein of 7142 amino acids. Gene Ontology annotation, biological process: secondary metabolite biosynthetic process; amino acid activation for nonribosomal peptide biosynthetic process. Lineage: Eukaryota; Fungi; Ascomycota; Eurotiomycetes; Eurotiales; Aspergillaceae. The transcript is spliced from 4 exons. Gene Ontology annotation, cellular component: cytoplasm. The record is from RefSeq and is a predicted model, not a curated record.